This is a messenger RNA of Cynara cardunculus var. scolymus (artichoke), 1523 nucleotides long. Its product is annotated as calcium-dependent protein kinase 11-like. Gene Ontology annotation, cellular component: cytoplasm; nucleus. Gene Ontology annotation, biological process: intracellular signal transduction; peptidyl-serine phosphorylation; protein autophosphorylation. Lineage: Eukaryota; Viridiplantae; Streptophyta; Magnoliopsida; Asterales; Asteraceae. Bases 12 to 1496 code for a protein of 494 amino acids. Gene Ontology annotation, molecular function: calmodulin binding; calcium/calmodulin-dependent protein kinase activity; calcium-dependent protein serine/threonine kinase activity. The transcript is spliced from 7 exons. The record is from RefSeq and is a predicted model, not a curated record.
UUGUUCCAUCCAUGAAGAGACCCACACAAAUUUCAUCCUUGAAGCCUUCCAACGCAGUUCUCCCACACCCAACUCCAAGACUGAGAGACCAUUUCCUAAUGGGGAAGAAAUUAGGGCAAGGUCAAUUUGGUACGACCUACUUUUGCAGAGAGAAAUCAACAGGUAUCGAUUACGCCUGCAAAUCAAUCUCUAAACGGAAGCUAUUAUGUAAGGAAGAUUACGACGAUGUAUGGAGAGAGAUUCAAAUCAUGCAUCACUUGUCGGAGCAUCAAUGUGUGGUGCGAAUCAAAGGUGCGUAUGAGGACAACAUAUUUGUUCAUCUGGUCAUGGAGUUGUGUGCCGGUGGUGAGUUAUUUGAUAGGAUUGUACAGAAAGGGCAUUAUAGCGAGAGAGAAGCGGCUAAAUUGAUGAAGACGAUUGUUGGGGUUGUGGAAGCUUGUCAUUCUCUUGGGGUUAUGCAUAGAGAUCUCAAACCUGAGAACUUCUUGUUUGAUACUCCUGCUGAAGAUGCACAGCUUAAGGCUAUCGAUUUUGGGUUGUCAAUCUUCUACAAACCAGGGCAGUAUCUAUCAGACGUGGUUGGAAGCCCCUAUUAUGUUGCACCUGAAGUCCUGCAUAAACAUUAUGGACCUGAAAUUGAUGUGUGGAGUGCUGGGGUUAUCCUAUACAUCUUAUUAUCAGGAGUUCCACCAUUUUGGGCAGAAUCGGAUUCAGGUAUAUUUAGACAGAUUUUGAGGGGAAAACUUGAUUUUGAAUCUGAACCAUGGCCGGGGAUUUCAGAAAGUGCAAAAGAUUUAAUAAAGAAGAUGCUUGACAGGAGACCACAACAAAGAAUAACUGCUCAUGGAGUCCUAUGUCAUCCUUGGAUCGUGGAUGACAGGGUUGCUCCCGACAAACCUCUGGACUCUGCAGUUUUAUCCCGCCUCAAGCACUUCUCAGCUAUGAACAAACUUAAGAAGAUGGCUUUGCGUGUGAUUGCAGAAAGGCUUUCAGAAGACGAGAUCGGUGGCUUAAAGCAGUUAUUUAAAAUGCUGGACACAGACAACAGUGGCACGAUAACAUUUGAAGAACUCAAACAAGGAUUGAGGAAAGUUGGCUCCAAUCUUAUGGAAUCUGAGAUCAAGGAACUUAUGGAUGCUGCUGAUACUGAUAGCAGUGGCACAAUAGAGUAUGGCGAAUUCCUUGCAGCAACCUUGCACUUAAACAAGAUCGAGAGAGAGGAGAAUUUGCUUGCAGCCUUCACUUUUUUUGACAAAGAUGGUAGUGGGUACAUAACCAUGGAUGAGCUUCAACAAGCUUGCAAAGAUUUUGGUCUACGCGACACUCAGCUGGAUGAAAUGAUCAAAGAAGUAGAUCAAGACAAUGAUGGGCGUAUAGAUUAUGCAGAAUUUACGGCAAUGAUGAGAAAGGCAGAUGAAGGGAUCAAAAGCAGAACGAUGAAAGGGAAUUUGAACUUUGAUUUGGCAGAUGCCUUUGGCGUUGAUAAUACCAAGUGAUUAACCAUACAAACAGAGUACGUACGU